AUGAGCUCAGAAGACAGUUGCGAGAGUCUUUCUACUCCAAAGAUUCCUUCUAGGCCUGUAAAGCGCCAAGAACAAUCUCUGGAUAAUGCAAUUCCAGUGGUUCCCACAACACGGCCACUAAAAAACCGAACCACGGGGGUUUUGGGCCAGGUUCCUAAAGUCCCACCCAAAAGGCCAAUUAGAAGACACACUGAGGAACUCAAUACGGUCGUCGAAAACCUUAGCCCACUAGGCGAUGCCCGGCGAGCAAAUGAUACUGAAGGGCCAUCACACCACACAGAAAGCUCUCCAAGAAACUCACAGGAACCUCUCAAAAAUAAGUAUCGUCAAAAUGAAGCAAUUAGAACUUCAGAACUGGCUUCUGCAACGCGACUGCCUUUAUCUGGUCAGGUAAAUGACGAAAAGAAGUUUGAGACGGCCGAAGAAGAGGGUACGAUCUCAUCUGUUGACGACGAAGCACCAAAACCAGCCAAUCAUCCUCCGGAGGUUGACACUAUCCCAGCUAAAGGUGGCGCUUGCUCUCCACUUUCGGAGCCUUAUGAAUCUCCUAUGGAUGAGGCCGUCCCGACAUCAGAAGCAAAACCUGGCAUGAGUGUGUCGAUAUCUGAUGAAAGAAAUCAGCCCAGUACGUCUCGAACUGCUUCGAAAGGUUCAUUGAAAGAUGCUGAAGCCAACGAAGAGCCGCAAGCCGGAGCUUUAGAACAACCGCUCGGUUCCGACAAAGGCAGUCCAGAAGGUGCUUCUGCGUCUAACUAUGGCGAAGAGCUUCUGCCCGAGCAAUUGGCGACACCUGUCGAUUCUAGUGACAAUAAAAUUAUAGAGACUGCACAUGAUGUUGAUCAAGUUCAGGGUCUCGCAAAAACUGAAACCACUACCCCAUCUCCAGAUGAAAAUUAUGAAAGUGAAGUCGCGUCGUCCCAGAGCGUAUCCCGUACCUCUCAUUCUGGUCUGCGCUUGGAUCCAAAAGAAAAAUUAUUGGCCUCAGAGGUCGACUCGAAGGAUGACACAUUCCGCUCCGCACCAUUACAGAAUGAGUCGCAGGAGACGCCGAAGGUUCCAGAUAGACCUGCAAAGAGAGCCCCGCCCAAGAAGCCAUCUUCCAAAAUCGCCGCAUUUCAGGAAAUGCUCAAAAGACAGCAAAUACAAGACCAAUCCAGGUCCAAAGCUCCCUCUGAAGGAGGAGGUCAGCUCAUGAGUGAUCAGAGGGCUAAGGCUGUUUCAAACUUAAAUGGCAUCUUUGGGCUUCCGGGAAUGGUCGGAGGGGUUUUGCCGAUCACUCAAAAACAGGCGACAGGACAGGAAAAGCUUGAGGACAGAAGCAUAACAACCGAAAGCACUUCGAAUCUACGGGAAAAGACAGCAGAACCCUCCACGCAACGGAGAGCAAGGGGUCCGAAAGGAAGGAAACUUCCGGCCAAAUUGGCCGGCGUUGAGAAAGUAGAGAGAGAGAGAGGCUCUAACGAGGUCCAAGUCUUUAAAACGUGGUCUGUAUGCUUCCAAACUAAGCAAGAGAUAGGAAGCGGCGAAGCUUUAGAUGCAGAUGUGAUCGGGCAAGACAAGAAAGAGUAUCUCGGAGAGAAAGCGAUCUCGGAACAUGAGGCUCAUUCACCCGUAGAGGUAGAGAGCCAGUCCAACAUACGUGAUGGGGACUUCGAGCUUCUCAACGAUGAUUCAUCUGGUGACGACGAACGUGCUCGACUAAUUGAUUCAACUACUGUAAAAGGAGGUGAUAUUGCCGGUGAGUUGAGAUGCGAGGAUAAAGUUGAUGACGAGACAAGACCAUCUUCUAUUUUAGUAGAGGAGAAUUCCGAAGAGACACUUGAGCAAAAUGUUGACCGGAAGAAGGAGCCCGAAGAGAGAUUAAAAGAGACGGUUGAGACUUUGUAA
This is a messenger RNA of Lachancea meyersii CBS 8951, 1887 nucleotides long. The record is from the annotation of a GenBank genome assembly. NCBI's taxonomy places the organism in Eukaryota, Fungi, Ascomycota, Saccharomycetes, Saccharomycetales, Saccharomycetaceae.